Sycon ciliatum is the source of this 861-nucleotide messenger RNA. RefSeq lists its product as uncharacterized. The transcript is spliced from 4 exons. NCBI's taxonomy places the organism in Eukaryota, Metazoa, Porifera, Calcarea, Leucosolenida, Sycettidae. The record is from RefSeq and is a predicted model, not a curated record. Bases 238 to 819 code for a protein of 193 amino acids.
UAUUUUUUCAUCACUCGCAGAGUAAUGCCUCAUGCCAUGGUCUGUAGACUAGUAGUAGUGCUGGUACACCGUACUGACAAGUAUUAUGGUUACCGGUAUGCGGCAUUUGCUGGUCCAAGCUGAAGUCCAUUCGAUUCAUAUCGCCCUGAACUCAAGUCACUACACUCUCUGUCGGUACUUGUGCAGGUUCUGAUGUUUCGAUUCUAAUAACUUAUUCUUACCGGUACCUCUCCGAAGAUGUCCUCCCCCAAACCGGACGGUACUUCACACGUGAGUGCGCCAGAUACUGCGACUGGUGCGCAGGAUUCGCGUACAACUUCAAGCGGAGACAGCCGCUCAGUUUCGGUGACCGGGGAUUCGUUAGACAAACCUGUCCCGGUCACCACUGUAGAUCGAACAGUCACUGCCAGUGCUACAGACCAACAUGUGCCCGUCACGUCCACAGAUCAGCCAGCACUGGCCAGUACUCCGGAUCAGGUUGUCCCCAUCGUCGCCGAUAGUGUCCCGAUGUCACUACGGACCCGCAGCACACUGGACAUCCUCUCUUUGGCCUGCAGUCUGCCCCAUGUCAAUCAUGUCUUUGAGAAACUGCCGCAGCUCGAGAACAGACAGGCACACACACUUGCAGUCACCCUGCUCAGCCGUUACAAGGAACAGGGAGAACAAUACACGUCAUUGCUGAAUGACAUUGCAGCUGGCAAGGUGGUGGACCCACGAGACCGAGCACUGACCUUUGCCCUAAGCGGUGGAACUUACGGGGUAGUGCAACAAGGCACGAGAAAUACGGUCAACGUUGACGGAAACCUUGGUGCAGGAUGAAGACGUGUCCAUUAUGCAGCAAGGCGUCGACAACACACUCAA